Molecule: messenger RNA, 4618 nt
Organism: Thamnophis sirtalis
Lineage: Eukaryota; Metazoa; Chordata; Lepidosauria; Squamata; Natricidae
Source: RefSeq, a predicted model, not a curated record
GUAAAAAGAUUCUGCUUAAACAAACACCAUUAUAGCAUGGGCUGGUAUGGCUUGCAAGCAUUGACGGAACAGUGGAUUCUGGAUUGUACCAGCAAAUUCUACAGAAGAAUGUCAAAGUAUCCAUCAGUGGACUAAAGUUUAAAUGAAAGAAAAGCUGUUUCAUAGUGCUGAUGGUCAUUCUUGGUAGUUCCUGCUGAAGUGGAUAAAAUCUGAGACAGCAUGGAGACGAAAUAGACUUCAUCAUAGAAAAAUUUCUUGCUGAAACAAUUUACUUCAAAGAGUGCAGGAUGACUGAUCGUGGAAUAAAAUGGGCUUGUGAGUAUUGUACAUAUGAAAACUGGCCAUCUGCGAUCAAGUGUACCAUGUGCCGUGCUCAGAGACCUAGUGGAACUAUUAUCACAGAAGAUCCAUUUAAAAGUACUUCAAGUGAUGUUGGUAGAGACUGGGAUCCUGCAGGUAUUGAAGGAGGCAGCAGUCCUUUGAUAUGUCCAGAUUCUAGUGCAAGACCAAGAGUUAAGUCAUCUUACAAUGUCGAAAGUACAAAUAAGUGGUCAUGUCACAUGUGUACUUACUUGAACUGGCCUCGUGCAAUAAGGUGUACUCAGUGCUUGUCUCAGCGUAGGACCAGGAGCCCCACAGAAUCCCCCCAGUCUUCAGGAUCUGGUACAAGACCAGCUUCUUUUUCUGUGGAUCCUUGUGAGGAAUACAAUGAUAGAAAUAAAUUGAACAUAAGGACACAACACUGGACUUGUUCUGUUUGUACCUAUGAGAAUUGGGCUAAGGCCAGAAAAUGUGUUGUCUGUGAUCACCCACGGCCCAACAACAUUGAAGCAAUAGAACUAGCAGAAACAGAACAGGCUUCUUCCAUAAUAAAUGAGCAGGAAAGAACUCGUUGGAGAGGAAGCUGCAGUAGUGGAAAUAGCCAAAGAAGGUCACCUCCCACCGCUAAAAGAGAAUCUGAAGUGAAAAUGGACUUUCAGAGAAUUGAAGUGGCUGGAGCUGUUGGCAGCAAAGAAGAACUUGAAGUUGAUUUCAAAAAACUAAAACAAAUAAAAAACAGAAUGAAGAAGACUGACUGGUUGUUUCUCAAUGCUUGUGUUGGGGUUGUAGAAGGUGAUCUAGCUGCUAUUGAAGCUUAUAAAUCAUCAGGAGGAGAUAUUGCACGACAACUUACUGCAGAUGAAGUACGCUUGUUAAAUCGGCCUUCGGCUUUUGAUGUGGGAUACACGCUAGUUCACCUUGCAAUACGUUUUCAGAGACAAGAUAUGUUAGCAGUUCUGCUUACAGAGGUGAGUUUUCAUGAUUGCUCAUUAUCAUUAUUGAGUUCAUUACUUAGUAUUGGUUCACAACAAGAUUUUGUAUACGUGUUGGGAACUAUUGCAUUGAUACCUCAGAUGUGUAAUAAUCAAUUGUCUUCCUUUACAGAUAUUGAAGAUUUGCCGCCAACAGUUCAAGAAAAGCUUUUCGAUGAAGUACUUGAUAGGGAUGUUCAAAAAGUGCUGGAAUUGGCUCAGACCUUUAUAAUUGUCAAACUUGAUAUCAUGGUUGUACUGUGGGAAAUGAUUGUUGCAAAAAUGGUGAAAAAUGAUCAGUUGAUAAUUCAGAUUCAGGUAGGAAAGGAUGAUUCACACAAUCCUGAAAAUGGAUACAUACUUUUUUAUAGGUUCUAUACCCGAUGGAAAGAAUGGGAGUCAUGGUAUUCUCAAAGCUUUGGUUUACAUUUCUCACUGCGAGAAGAACAAUGGCAGGAAGACUGGGCAUUUAUACUUUCUCUUGCUAGUCAGCCUGGCGCAAGUUUGGAACAGACACACAUUUUUGUACUUGCACAUAUUCUUAGAAGACCAAUUAUAGUUUAUGGAGUUAAAUAUUAUAAGAGUUUCCGGGGAGAAACUUUAGGAUAUACUCGUUUUCAAGGUGUAUAUUUGCCUUUGUUAUGGGAACAGAGCUUUUGUUGGAAGAGCCCGAUUGCUCUGGGCUACACAAGGGGCCAUUUCUCUGCUUUGGUUGCCAUGGAGAACGAUGGCUAUGGCAAUCGAGGUGCUGGUGCUAACUUGAACACUGAUGAUGAUGUUACUAUUACUUUUUUACCGUUGGUUGACAGUGAAAGGAAGCUGCUGCACAUUCACUUCCUGUCUGCUCAAGAGAUUGGUAAUGAGGAACAGCAAGAGAAGUUGCUUAGGGAAUGGCUGGACUGUUGUGUGACAGAAGGGGGAGUCCUGGUUGCUAUGCAGAAAAGCUCUCGCCGGCGUAACCAUCCCCUGGUAACGCAGAUGGUAGAGAAAUGGCUGGACCGCUAUAGACAAAUCCGCCCCUGUACAUCCCUUUCAGAUGGAGAGGAAGAUGAAGACGAUGACGAUGAAUGAAUGAAAAAUGAAAGAUACCAGCUGCAUAUAAGUGUACGGUGACAACCCCAGCUCUUGGAGCAGUCUAGCAAAUUGUUGCAUGGUGCCCCAAUUGUAGCAGGGAACAUCCUGCGUAGGAUUUUGAGUGGGCAUGGGAAGAAUUCAGAGACUCAUCUGAUGCAAGAAGGAAGUAUGUUGGUUGGACUCAUUUGUAAACAAGAAAAAGAAAGCAAAGCCCUAAAUUUUAUUACCAAGACAGAAAGCAUUUUUCCGGUUGUACAUCUGCCCUUAAUUAUACCACAUAUGGUUGUGUAAGAAGGUUGAGUAAUAGGAAAAAAAGUGUAACCAGCAUCUUACAAUUAUUGAAGGAAAUUCUUUUGAACAAGGGCACUUAAAAGCACAUUGUUGAUUAAUAUCUGUUCCUUUUGAGACUUACAGUAAAAUUUGAUUAUUUUGCAUCUUUUUAAGCAUUCUGACAUAUUUCCUUGAAAUAACAUUUUAUAUGAAAUCUUGCUAAGGCCCAGAUCAGAUCAUCAGAUCAUGUGGCUUUCUUUUUUUCUUUCUUCUUUUUUUUUUUUGUUGAUGCCAUAUAACCAGAGUAACUCAUACGUGCUAAAAAAAUGUAUUGUUCUGUUAAAUUUAAUAUUGUGCCCAUUACAGUAUAAUAAAAUGAAAUUUUAAAGGGAAAACAUAUGGAAGGGAUGAUAAAUCGACUUAAGUGAACUAUUUUCUGUAAAGACUUCUCUAGUAUCCAUUACUACUUUGUAUCACAACUUUGGAAUAAUCCCACCCCCCCCUUUUCAGGCUACUUAAAAUAGUUUAAAAAAAAAAAAGCUGUUCCAGGGAACUUUAUGCUAAACAAUUGUGUGGAGUUUGUAAAACCGAACUGCAUUUUGUCCAAACCCGGUCUUGCUGUGAGUUGUACUAUAGAAAUUAAUAUUUUAUCGCCUUUCCCCAUGCAAGUUAAAAUUGCUUCCACUGAGGAGCAUUCCUUGGUCAUUAAAAUUGAGUGAGAAAGCACUUUGACUGUUUUCCUUAAAAGCCUUCAUUCUAAAGUUUGUUGGGAAGUCCUGUGUACUAUUUUUCCUUAAAAUGUAACCUUCAGAAUCCUGUGCAUGUUGACUGAUUGUGGCCACAUCUGAACUUGUAAGCUUCCUGGAACUGUCAGUUCAGAAUAUAUUCUCCAGUUAAAAAAAAAAAUCUUUUUAUUAUACUUGAUUACCUUAGCUAUGCUGUAUUGAAUGGAUCCAGCCCCACCCAAAAACUCACUGUAAGAACACUAAAGGUUGAAUAGUUUUGUAUGCAAAAUGUAGAUCCUGAUAUGCACUUUUUAAAGACCAAUGAUGGUGAAAAUGAUGACAUGGAACCUGUUAUAAGAUAGAAUCCCUGAUUUAAGAAUCUGAACAGAAACUGUACCUUUUUUUAAACUGAUGUAAACACAUAGGAGCCAUUCUGAAUUAAUUGCUUUUUAAAAUGGUACAUUUUAAGCAAUUGAAAGUUAAACAAAAAUUUCUCAAAAUAAUUCUACUGACAAAUAAACAAUGACAUUUUAUCAAGGUACUGUGUUGAAACAUAUCAAUACAUUUUUCACUCUUAUAGAAGCUUAAUGUUUUACACAAAGAGAAUCACAUUGACCUGUGAUAAAUUUACAGAGCAGUAGAAUCAUUGGAUUUUUUUUUCCUACAACAGGUUGUGCUUUGAUAUACUCCUAUUUUUAAGUUUUCCAAGCGAGUUAAAAAGGAUAUAGUUUAAUACCUUAGUCCUCUGCUUGCUCUACAUUCUUUCCUGUGUUCCUGAACUAAUAGAAUAAAUUAGGUGAUUAUGCUUGAGUAGAAUGAAGAAAAUUGAAAUGUUGCAAGUUGUGCUCCAAAUCUGAGUUACUUCUCAAUUCUAACCGCAAUUUCCUGCAAUGAGAUACGGCCUUCUUGAAUAUAAAUCUUAUUUUAUUUUCCUUUGCCCUAUUAAUAGAAGAAAACGUUUAGCCAUAUUUAACCAAGACUUUAGCCAUUUUCUUGAAUAAAUGCAUUUGGCUGCUAGUAGGGAUUUUAAAAAAUCAGCAAUAUAAAUUUUAUUUUCAUGUUAUACAGCUAUAUAGCAAGCAAUAUACAUAUUAUAUAGUCACAGUACAUCCUUAGGAGGCUCAGCGGAAGUCAGUGGUUUUAUAGAUUGUAAUUCCAGUUGCUCUUUCAGUAUAGCAGCGCAGUUAUUAAUUAUAGCUGUGCCUUGAAACACUAAUUGCAAUAGUAUGCAGGCCUGUCAUCUGAUGUAUAAUUUUU